Vespa mandarinia (Asian giant hornet) is the source of this 390-nucleotide messenger RNA. RefSeq lists its product as uncharacterized. NCBI's taxonomy places the organism in Eukaryota, Metazoa, Arthropoda, Insecta, Hymenoptera, Vespidae. The record is from RefSeq and is a predicted model, not a curated record.
AUGUCACGUUCUUCGAGAUCGAGAGAUCAUCGUGUUAGCUGGAACUCCAUGCCUUCUGACUGGAACUCUUCGAGAUCUUGUCACAGUAGUGAGUAUCGAGAACCGCGAGAAAUCCGCGGUCGUUAUCCUUCGCGAGAUCGACGACUCCUCCUUCGAUCCUCGUCGCGUUCAACGAUAGGCCGAGCACGCCGACAAGCGUAUGCCGCCUCUAUCGAUCGUUCGUUUGUUAAAUUAUUAAACACGUCGUUUACGAAGAAACAUAAGAGAAAAAGUCUGAUUUCGCAACAACAACAAUAACAGCAACAACAACAACAACAACAACAACAACAACAACAACAACAACAACAACAACAACAACAACAACAAUUAUAAUAGCAACAGCAACCAGGA